Messenger RNA from Cladophialophora immunda, 1689 nucleotides. RefSeq lists its product as uncharacterized. The transcript has 2 exons. NCBI's taxonomy places the organism in Eukaryota, Fungi, Ascomycota, Eurotiomycetes, Chaetothyriales, Herpotrichiellaceae. The coding region runs from base 1 to 1689 and encodes 562 amino acids. The record is from RefSeq and is a predicted model, not a curated record.
AUGAUGCUACCAGCCCUGAUUCUUUGUUGUCUCUCGACCGUGUUCGCUGCCGAUGAAUUAGUCCUCCUCGACUACGCCUCUUACAAAGGCACAGCCCUUGCGAACGGGGUCACUCAAUGGCUUGGGAUGCGAUAUGCCGCACCGCCGACGGGAAGUUUGCGAUUCGCUGCGCCGCAAGAUCCUCCCAUUGUCCACGGUAUUCACGUAGCGAACAAGCACGGUGACAUCUGCUUUGGAACGGGCAACAAUGCUCACGACCCAAGAUUAUCCGAAGACUGUCUCUUCUUGGACGUCUACGCUCCAAGUCACGCAACCAACACCUCCAAACUGCCGGUCUAUUUCUUCAUUCAAGGUGGUGGCUUCAACUUCAACGCAAAUGCAAACUACAACGGCAGCGGCUUGAUCACCACGUCCGGCCAUGGGCUGAUUGUCGUGACCUUCAACUACCGCGUUGGGCCGUACGGUUUCCUCGCCAGUCGCGAAAUCCAGGACUCGCCGUCCGCCAGCUUGAACAACGGUCUCAAGGACCAACGCAAAGCACUUGAAUGGGUGCAGAAGUACAUUUCCCAGUUCGGCGGAGACCCAAAGCACGUUGUUCUGGGUGGAGAUUCCGCGGGCGCCGCAUCCAUUGCCUACCAUUUAACCGCAUACGGCGGUCGAGAUGACGGGUUGUUUGUCGCUGCCGCCGCCGAAUCGGUCAGUUUCGCACCCAUCCUGACCGUCGAGGAAAGCCAGUACCAAUAUGACAGCCUCGCGAAACGCCUUGGCUGCGCGCCACGCGCCACGAGUCAAGAUUCAACCGUCAAGGACGACACGCUGUCGUGUCUCCGCUCCAAGACCACGGCACAGCUCCAGGGACAGAACCACAACGUGCCGUAUCCCGGCGCACAGAAUCCCCCUCUGUACAUGUGGAACCCGGUGCUGGACAACACGCUGAUCCAAAACUACACCUACGCGGCCUUCGACAGUGGCCACUUCGUCCGCGUUCCCGUGCUGUUCGGCGACGACACGAACGGCGGGACGAUCUUCACUCCGCGCGGGACAUCCAGCCUGGCCCAGUCCAACACGUUCCUGCACGACCAGUUCCCCGACCUGACGUUCGACCAGCUGCAGCAGAUCGACCAGCUCUAUCCCAACCACGGGCCGCAGUUCCCCAACUCGGGCUCCUGGUGGCGACAGGUCUCCAACGCGUACGGGGACAUGCGGUACAUGUGCCCGAACCUGUUCAUCUCGUCGAGCUACGCGCGGUACGGCGUGCCGGGCAACUGGAACUACUGGUUCAACGUGCAGGACGCCGCGCAGGUGCGCCAGGGCCUGGGCGUGCCGCACACGGUCGAGCUCUCGGCCAUCUGGGGGCCCGAGAACACCAACGGCGCGGCUCCCGCGAGUUAUCGCCGCGGCGGGCCCAACGCGUGGAUCGUCCCGCUCUUGCAGGGUUACUGGAUCAGCUUCAUCCGCGCGCUCGACCCGAACCCCUUCAGGGCCCAGGGCGCACCCAUGUGGCAGGAGUUUACGCUCGCCGAUCAGGAGGGCAGCGCGGGUGCCGAUGCCGCCGGCGGCGGUGGUGGUGGUGACUGGAUGAGAAUGCUCUUCGACACGGCCGAGACGACGGGCAUGGCCGAGGUCAGCACGGCCGUCAGGAAGAGGUGUCAGUACCUCAACUCGAUCGGCUUGGCCCUCAAGCAGUAA